AUGGCAACCACCCUCAUCAGUGAUGCAGUCAAGACACUUGUCAUUGAUUAUCGGUAUCACACCAGAGAUCGUCUCUCACUCCUUCAAUUUUCUAGCAUGGGUCGUCGGGACGAGCCCAGUAGUCCUGCUUUGAGGCAGCGCUUGGCUACAGAGCGCUGGCUUGCCAAACCAGGAAUUCAAGACAGCCAAAAUAUGAAGGCAUGUCUUCGCAUGGCUCGAAUUCCUUCAGCAAUAGGGCAAAGAAAAUGCAAACUCAACCUCCCGCUGUGCAAAAAUCAUCCAUUCCAACCUCACCCAUUCCUGAUUCCCAGUCCGACUCUGAGGAACUGUCCUGCGAUGUUCGUUGCGACUACGACACCAAACAUGUACCUUUUCCUGCCCUUGGUUCACCCCCCCCUUGACUGGGAUAACAACGGCCAUGAUUUCGACAUUGAUUCCCAGUCAGCGCAUGAAGAACUGUCUGGUGAAUUCACUCACGACACCGAAGAACGCUCUGGUGACACCAGUUAUGACGCCGAUGGUUCUGUGCAUGACACCGAUGAUUCUGUGUGUUACGGUGCCAAUGAUUCUGUGCGUGACACUGAUGAUUCUGCGUGUUACAGCGCUGAUGAUUCUGUGCUCACCAUGGACAAUGACCUGCCAUGUCCCUGCGACACCCUCACCUUACAAGCACUUGAGACUCUUGUCGGGCAAUGGCGGAAGGAGUGGGGGUCAGAAAGUACGUGGAGUGACACAUAUGAAGAUGCCCUUGGAGAUGCUCGUGCAAAGGGGGGAUGUGCAAUAACGAUAUUCCUCGAUGAAUGUGCACAGCAUAUUUGGGAGGGGAGGAUCUUACUGGAUGGCAUCUGUGAUGUCGCACACACACAUUGCCCAUAUUGCAGGGAGUGGCUCAAGUAUGACACUAUCUUAUUGUAUGAUUUGCUUGUCAGUGUCGUGUCAGAGGUAAAGUUUUUUGAGGUAAAACUAGAUACAGGAUGUGACUAGUGUUAGUUUACCAAUGUAGCGCUUAUGAGCCCCUCAAAUGUCACUCAAACUGAACAAUUUAAUGAGGUGUGAAG
Messenger RNA from Suillus paluster, 1058 nucleotides. RefSeq lists its product as uncharacterized. The record is from RefSeq and is a predicted model, not a curated record. Bases 1 to 984 code for a protein of 327 amino acids. The transcript is spliced from 6 exons. Lineage: Eukaryota; Fungi; Basidiomycota; Agaricomycetes; Boletales; Suillaceae.